Diutina rugosa is the source of this 942-nucleotide messenger RNA. RefSeq lists its product as uncharacterized. The transcript has a single exon. Lineage: Eukaryota; Fungi; Ascomycota; Pichiomycetes; Serinales; Debaryomycetaceae. Gene Ontology annotation, molecular function: S-adenosylmethionine-dependent methyltransferase activity. The record is from RefSeq and is a predicted model, not a curated record. The coding region runs from base 1 to 942 and encodes 313 amino acids.
AUGUCGGCUCAUUCCACUGCCGUCAACGCAUAUAACGUUAACCACGGUGCCUACGAUGCCUACCGGCCUGCCUACGACGCCAAAAUCGUCGACCCUUUCCUCGUGGAGCUUGGCCUCGCCUCGGAAAAUCCCGAAGGUCACAUCGUGCCCAAUCUUAACAAACUGAUCCUAGAAGUGGCCGUGGGGACGGGUAAAUUCACCCGCAAUUUGAUUGGCCACGGUUGGGGCCACGGCACGUUGAAAGUGAUGGACCCGUCGAAGGGGAUGUUGGCUCUGUGUCGCGAGAACUUCCCCGAGCUCGGCGCCGACGAUAUUUUACUCGGUGACUCCUACCAUUUACCAGUGCCUGAUAACUCGGUCGACGCCGUGAUUAUCGCUCAGGCGUUCCAUUGGUUUGCUGAUGAUGCUAGUCUUAAGGAAAUCCAGCGGGUGUUAAAGCCCGAAGGGAAAUUAGGGUGUAUAUGGAACUUUGAGUACGCUAACCCUCUGGCCGAGGUUGAUAGUACUAAUGUUCGCUAUAUUGAUGGUGGCGCACAUGACUUUAGUCACGUGACUAGUCAAGGUACUACGGCUAAGCAAGUAUUUGCCAAUUACUUUGACCCGGCGACGUGGCUGAAGCGGUGCUGCGAGUAUAUCUACCUGCUUGAAGGCGGUGUGCCCCAAUACCGUAAAGGCGAAUGGCGAGCGAUUUUCAAGGAUAACCAGUACUUCCAAAUUACGCCGCCAGAAUUGUUUUUGCUUGGGACUAACGUUCACAGCGACGAUGACGUCAUCGAGUACUGGAUGACGCGGCUGUUCAUCACAAAAUUACCUCCAGACGACCAGGAACAGGUCAGACGCCACCUCAAACAGAUUCUCGACGAAACCACCGCCGGACUCGACCGGUCCCACCUCGUAAAACCGGUGGGAGCGCACGCGGUGGUGUGUGCUCAACGCACUUAA